CUUAACAAGAUUACUGAAAAAAAUACUGCAUCUGGUCAAUAUGUAUCAUGCUCCAAUGGCUCUCAUUUCCUUGAAAAUGAGUUGCUGUCAACAGGGGAUCUCACCCUACCACUCCAGCUAUAUAUUGAUGAUCUUGAAAUUUGCAAUCCGCUUGGCACAUCGCGCAAAAUUCACAAAUUUUGCGCUGUAUAUUGGGUCCUCGCUAAUGUGCCACCAAAACACAGGUCAGCAUUACAUGCUAUACAGCUAGCAAUACUGGUAAAAGUGACAGACGUCCGCAAGUAUGGAUAUGCAGCUGUACUUGCUCCAUUGCUGCGUGAUGUUCAUACCCUGGAAAAUGACGGUGUCUUCAUCGAAAGCAUUGGUCAGAAUGUCAAAGGCACUGUCUUUUGUGUUUCUGCUGACAAUUUGGCUGCUCAUGGAUUAGGUGGCUUUGUAGAGUCAUUUAGAACAGGCCAUGUUUGCAGAUUCUGUAUGGGCUCAGUUGAACAGUUUCAAGUAACUGAAGUCAGAGAGAGAAAGUUUCCUCAGCGAACCAAAGCUAGCCAUGACCUACAUGUGCAAACUGUGCAAGAAAGUGACACUUUAAGCAGCCACUUUGGUGUUAAAGGUGGCUGUGCCUUGCGAGAAUCCCUGAAUUACUUCCAUACAAUCACAGGGUUUCCUCCUGAUAUACUCCACGAUCUUCUGGAAGGUAUCGUUCCCAUGGAGCUUUCUCUUUGUAUUAAAGAGAUGAUCCGGCGGAAGUACUUCACUUUGGAAUAUUUGAACAACAAGAUUAAAUCAUUCCCAUAUCAGCAUGCUGAUAAAGUGGAUAGACCUCAGCCACCUCCCAAAACGUUUCUUUCUCGAGGAACAAUUGGAGGCAAUGCACAUGAAAAUGCCACUCUCCUCCGACUUCUUCCAUUGCUUGUUGGCAGUGUAGUACCAGAAGGUGAUAAGGCAUGGGCAGUUUUGAUGGAGCUGAAAGAGGUGGUACAGUUAGCAUUGUGCCCAUCAUUUACAGAUGAAACCUUGGACUAUUUUGAGUGCAAAAUCAGUGAUCAUAGACAGGCACUGCUAGAGGUUUUCCCUGAGGUUAGGCUCCGUCCUAAACAUCAUUAUGUGGAGCACUAUCCUGCUCUUGUCAAGUGCUUUGGGCCCCUGCUGCACGUUUGGACCAUGCGGUUUGAGGCCAAGCACCGCUUUUUCAAAAGAGUGGUGCAUGACGCUCAAAAUUUUAAAAAUAUUUUGAAGACAAUGGCAAUCAGACACCAACACAUGAUGGCAUAUCAUCUUGCUGCACCAUCAUUUUUCAAGCCAAAAACUCAGGCAUCCAGGAUUGAGUCUGUUCUGGUUUCAACUCUACCAGAGGUUGCUCAAGUACACAUUAGAGAACAAACGACUAGUGACACUAUCUACAAGACAUCAAAUGUGACCAUUGAUGGAACAGACUAUGUCUGUGGAAUGUUUCUGUCUGUAGGAGACAGCGGUGGACUGUCAAAAUUUUGCAAAAUAGAACAGAUCCUCCUUGUAAAUCCUAAUGUAUCUUUUCUGUGUCUUGAGUAUGACUCCUGGUAUGUAGAACAUUUACUGUCCUAUGAGCUGUCAACUGCAAAUACAAGCCUGUCGAUCUACCUGCAUUCUUGUCUGAAUGAUACAGUCCCUCUCGCAGCAUACAAAGUAGACGGCUCGCUGCUGCUGACCCUCAAGCGCUUCAUUGAAGUGAGACAGAACUGAGUUCAGCACAAUGGCAGCUGCAUCCCCACAAAUGAUUCUUCGUGUUGUUGAGCAAGACCAGGCUAGAAAAUUGAAACUCAGCUCACGACCAGCC
Messenger RNA from Gadus chalcogrammus (walleye pollock), 1813 nucleotides. RefSeq lists its product as uncharacterized. NCBI's taxonomy places the organism in Eukaryota, Metazoa, Chordata, Actinopteri, Gadiformes, Gadidae. The transcript is spliced from 2 exons. The coding region runs from base 475 to 1719 and encodes 414 amino acids. The record is from RefSeq and is a predicted model, not a curated record.